Messenger RNA from Dacryopinax primogenitus, 2797 nucleotides. RefSeq lists its product as uncharacterized. The record is from RefSeq and is a predicted model, not a curated record. Gene Ontology annotation, biological process: DNA-templated transcription. The transcript is spliced from 12 exons. Bases 648 to 2330 code for a protein of 560 amino acids. Gene Ontology annotation, molecular function: zinc ion binding; DNA binding. Lineage: Eukaryota; Fungi; Basidiomycota; Dacrymycetes; Dacrymycetales; Dacrymycetaceae.
AUGCCCGCAAUCAGGGUCAAGCAGCAACAACCGGAGACGUACGCCCUCACGGACAACAACCAAGCGUCCUCCUCCUACCAAUACUUUGGUCAACAUCAUCAUCAACAAGGAGGUUAUAACUCUCACGAACUUAUUACGAAGCAUAUCCUGCAAUCCCCAACCUUCAUUACGGAACUCUCACCGGGCGAAGGGCACGCCGAUAUGACCCUCACAAGCCCUGCUGGUGAAGAUAAACCAAAGCGGAAGAGGCAGUCCCAGGCUGCGAUGCAUGUCGAGAACGCAAGGUGCGGUGCGCAAGGGACGGGGCCGGUCCGGAAGACGGACCCGUUCCCAGCACCAAUAAUCAGAAUGGAAGCGUUGUUGCACUCACUCCCUGCAAGCAUUGCCUGGCCCUGAACAUACCAUGCACCUAUAACUACCAGCCGAAGAAGCGAGGGCCACCAAACUUGUAUCUUCGUCGUCUGCAAGAACAGCAUGCUCGGGAUCAAGGACAGGAGAAUGGAUCGACCGCUGCGCACUCAGCAGUCGUGUCCGGCAUCUCGCCUGGAAAGCAAACGAUUUCCUUAAGCAACAGUCAACAAUCCCAGCCGCCACAACCUCCUGUCUCUCUUCCAGCAUGGAAUCCAACACCAUCUCCCACAGCUGACAUGCCGUUGUCCCUCGACAUUCCUCCAUCUCGGUAUCCGAUCGCCGCGGACACCUACACACCAUCCACCUCCUACUUCGAAGCGCCCUCGUCUCCAACACCGAGCUACACAUCACAGGCCUCCGCGUCUGCACGGACCUCGCAGCCACCCCCUUCUGCCAGCUUCCCCCCUUUACCUAGUAUGCCGACCUAUCCACUCUACAAUCUUCCGAAGAACUCACCCGAAUCGCCUCUAGCGACUGUGGGACAGCCCUACAUGCCCCUAUAUCCAGCCCUCGAUUAUCACUUCAACCGCCAGCACAGGAUCGACGACAUUGCACCGAGGGCACAGAUCCUGCACAUCCUCAGCCUGUUCUUCGAAUAUGUUUAUCCACUCACCCCCUGCGUGCACAAACCAAGCUUCCUAGCAGACUUGGCGAGUAGAAGAGAAGAGAGGGACUCGCUGUUCUUCGCGUUGGUCAUGAGUACCGUAGCUUCAACUCUGGUUCAGGUUCCGCGAGCAUGCUUGCCCAUGAGCAGGCGCGAGGUACGAAGGCUGGCACAGUCGUGUCACGAGGCGAGCAGGCACGUCACUGUCGCAAAGUACGAUCCGCCCAUGAGCAUCAUGGUCGUUAUUCGCUACUUUGAUACAGUUUAUCACUUCUGCGAGGGUCAUGAUGCCACGUCGCACGCUUCUUUUGGGGAAGCUCAGCAUAUAGCUGUCACCUUGCAUAUGCAUGAGGAAAGCAGUUAUGCCGCCUGUGAUCCUAUAGAGACAGAGGUGCGGAGACGAGUCUUUUGGCUGCUCUUCGAUGCGGACAAAUCUAUGUCAGUACUGUUAGGCAGGCCAAUCUGCUUGCGAGAUGAGGACUGUACCUUGCACUUCCCCAAGGAGGUUGAUGAUGAGUACAUCACACUUUCUGGCGUUCAACCACAACCACCUGGAAAGACGGCCAUCAUCUCGGGCCUGAACUAUAUCUCCCGCAUCUUCGCCCUUCUCGGGGAAAUCCUGGUCCGGAUCCGCGUGGACAAGCGUUCACCUCCUAGUGGUCUAGCAGCCCAAGCGCGGCUCUCAGAAAUCGAGUCCCUCCACGCACGCAUCGUCUCUGCUCUUGCUCAUGCACCACCACCCCUACGUCUUGGACGGUCGAGCCUCGAUCAACACGCAUUUGUUGAUGGCUCUGAUAGUUAUCCGGAUGCUGCAUUCAGGAACGCGACCUAUACCGAGUUACGCGAAUACUUCGAUAAUCCCGCGGCCAGUCGCACAAAUGCUAGUGACCCCUUUCUUGUCAUGCAGGGAAAUCUCUAUGUCACUCAGCAACUUGUUCGCUUCGUGAUCGAACAGUAUCGGGACGAGCUGAUGAUGUCCAUGGCAACCGCUAUCGACGAUAUCAAUGCGAUAGAAGAGCUAAGCGGGAAGCAAGCGCAGGAUCAGGAGACCGUGGCGAGUGAUCUCCUUCAUGUCCUCCACAGUAUCCCGAUUCAAGCCAUCGCAACGAACGGGCCGUCGCUAGUGCACAAGGUCCGCUUCGUCGCUUCUACUCUGCUCGACACUGUUCGAAAGGUGGAAACCGACCGAGCGAGCGCAGCACGUGCCCACGCGUAUCUUUGGGACUUUUUGAGCAUUCUCAGUGAAAUUGAACGUAAUUAUUUACUUGAUGAUGACCGUGACACAGAUCCUGGUAGCGAACCCAUGGCGCCGUAGUAUGUUGUUCGAACAUCUUAUUCUUUAAUGUUUAAUCCGUUGCUAUUUAUCAGGUGAUUUCUUCCAUUUGGACUUCAAGUGUCGUUCUGUAGGAUUUGUACUCUGGCUAUCUACCUGUGGUUGAAUAAGAACACCCGUCCUCGAUUUGGCGUGAUCAAGGUUGAUGUAGUGCGUAGCCACAGGUAUACGCUAAGCAAUUAGCGUGCAAGUUAUUCCUUAUGGAGUAUUGGGAAUCCUUUCUCAACAUCGUUUGAUCGUAUUGCUGACGCAAUGAAGACGGCGAUAUCACCUAAACUGGAAGUACCUGUGCUUUGUUCAAAACUGGGUCGUUGAGACUCCGAUACAUCGUCACUGAGAAGCCAACAUGACAGACCGACUGUACCCUCCCUUGAUAUGCUAUCCCUGCACACCUUCGGCCGACGUUGAUUUAUUUCUAAUUCCGUGCAGCUCGGACGAAUAAGAAAGAC